Mytilus californianus (California mussel) is the source of this 10458-nucleotide messenger RNA. RefSeq names its product cadherin EGF LAG seven-pass G-type receptor 2-like. The transcript has 36 exons. Lineage: Eukaryota; Metazoa; Mollusca; Bivalvia; Mytilida; Mytilidae. Gene Ontology annotation, molecular function: G protein-coupled receptor activity; calcium ion binding. The record is from RefSeq and is a predicted model, not a curated record. Gene Ontology annotation, cellular component: plasma membrane. Gene Ontology annotation, biological process: cell surface receptor signaling pathway; G protein-coupled receptor signaling pathway; homophilic cell-cell adhesion. Bases 449 to 9532 code for a protein of 3027 amino acids.
CGUUUAAUAAAAAUCGGUUUAUUACUUUGUUAAUGUGAUUAACAUUUUGAACAUGUAACCAUCUCCUUCUGGGUUUAAAAAUAUUUGAUAGAAGAGGACGCAAUCGUUUUCGAUUAAAAUAUAUCUCUGGGUAGGAGGUCAAUCGAACAGCCGUCAAUUUCUUUGAUGUGUGUCUGCCAGCCAUAUUGUAGUGAUUGGAACUGAUCAGUGUAUUUCUGUGACGAAAUGGCGGUAUUUAUGAUCAGUGACACACUUUGUUGUGACAAGAAAAUAUAAGAAGGUAACAUUUCGAAAAUAAUAUUCAACAUUCAGAUGAUAUUUCUAAACCAACUUUUAUUUUUCAUUCACGCUUUUCAUCGGACUUACCUGUAAAUUAUUAGACACGCUAAAUGUGCAUAGUGAAGUAACGGCAGUUACUCAGUAGAGACGCACCGGUAAAUAAUUCAGCAUGGAUGGCUUUUCCAAUAUCUCCAAGAAAUGUGCAUUAUACAUAUUUGUGAGUUUGAUUUUAAACGUAUCUUAUAUUUAUUGUGUUCUUAUUAAAGUGUCAGAUCAUUUAAUACCUGGAACAAAAGUAUUUGAUUCACAACACGGGAAAGGAUGGAGUUACUCUAUUUACAAUGAAAAUUUAAGGGAUUUUUCAAAUGACUUUCUGGUCAUAAAUUCAAAAACAGGUGCAGUUUAUUUGAAUAAACCUGUAAAUUGUGAACAAUAUGACAAUCCAAUGUAUUAUAGUAUUUUAUCCAAAAAGAGUUCAUACUUAGAUAAAUCAUCAAAUAUAUCUAGAACUCCUUUAAAAUUUAUAUUGGAAGGACAAAAAUGCAAAGUUCCAAAUCACAGAAAAUUUGGAAGACGGAAAGUUAGUGACAUUCAUCAUAUUGUGGUACAGAAAAAAUUUAAAAAGUGCUUUACACAGUAUCAAAAUAUAUUAACGCUGUUGGACUUUACUUCAUUUAAUCAUCAAAGUUGUAAGAUUUUGGAUGUCAGUUUUGACAGUCAAUCUUAUUCAUUCAAAACAGAAAUUGGUGCUAUUUUAACAACUAAAGAAAUUUGCUUUAAAUCCAGUAACAUUACAGUAUUUGCAAAUGUUCUCGUAUCUUGUAAAAACAUAUUGGAAAUGGUUCCAAUAAGCAUUCUACUUCAAAAUAUGCAAGAUUCAGGCAACUUUGAUGUAAUGUCUUUUGAAGAAAUCGAUAUGAAGUUUAAUAUUCAUCGACGAUUUCGCAGACAAACUGAAAAUAAAGAGCCUUCAUUUGCCCAAACACAAUACAUAGCAAAUGUCAAAGAGGAGCAGAAUCCAGGAGUAACAGUUAUAUCAAUAACCGCUAACGACCCGGAUUCUGGAGACGCAGGUACUUUAACAUACACAAUGAGUGCUCAGUCGGACCAGAGAAGUGACGAAAUGUUUGCAAUCAAUCCAAUUACAGGAACUGUUAAUACAACAAAAAAACUUGAUCGAGAAUUAAUCCAGACUCAUUAUUUUAAAGUUGUGGCAACAGAUAAUGGCGAUCCUCAGAGAAAUGCCUAUACCUUGCUUAUUGUUAAGGUAAAUGAUGUAAAUGACCAUAAACCUGCUUUUGAUCAAAAUGUAUAUUACCAGAACUUACAGGAAAAUGUACAACUUGGAACAACAGUAAUAACGAUUCGGGCUACCGAUGGGGACCAGGGAGACAAUGCGGUUAUUACUUAUAGAAUUAUAAAUCCAACAGGCAACAAUGACGCUUUUAUGAUAGAUCCUUCAUCUGGAAGUGUAACAACAAAACAAACCAUAGACCGGGAAAAAAUUGAUGCUUAUCAGUUGUUGAUUCAGGCUAUCGAUAACGCUGAUGUAACAUCACGAAUGUCAUCAACAGCAACACUCAAUAUUAAAGUGUUGGACGAAAAUGAUAAUAAACCUGUGUUUAAUCAGACUUCCUAUACUGUUACCAUUUCUGAAGAUCACAAUUAUAGUACUGAUCCAGUGAUUGCUACUGUGCUUGCUACAGAUAUGGACUCAGGAGUGAAUAAAUUAAUCACAUACGACAUCAUAGGAGAUACAGGAAAUACUUUCAGUGUGAACAGAAAUACUGGUCAACUUUCACUGCUCCGGUCCCUUGAUUAUGAAUCAAAAAAGGAAUAUGUUGUAAAUAUUCGAGCAACUGAUGGAGGUUCUCCCCCAGAAAUAAGUACAGUCACUGUUACCAUUGAUGUGAAAGAUGUUAAUGACAAUGAUCCUGAAUUUUACUCUGCUCCUUAUCAAGAAUCAGUGUUGGAAAAUGUAGCUAUAAAUUCUUCUGUUGUAUUUGUAGCAGCACAUGAUGCUGAUUCUAACGAAAACGGAGAAAUCGAAUACAGCAUUAUAAACAUGCCAGUUAGCUUUCCUUUUCGCAUAAAUCCCAGGAAUGGCGAAAUAAUAGUGAAGUCUGCAUUAGAUAGAGAAGCUGUUGAAAACUACAAUUUUGUUGUUAUGGCGAAAGAUAAAGGAAAUCCACGACGCUCUGCAACAACAAAUGUGCAGAUAACCAUUCGAGAUGUGAACGAUAACAAUCCAAAGUUUGUUAAGAAAUUUUACAAUGCAAGCGUUCCAGAAGAUGCACCGAUAACACAUAGAAUAUUAAACGUGAUGGCCACUGAUUCUGAUGCAGGUGAAAAUGCUCUUAUAACAUAUUCUAUUUACAGUGGAGAUAAUCUAGGAAUGUUUAGAAUAAGCCCGUCAAAUGGAGAGGGAUUAAUUACAUUAGCUGGGAAAUUGGAUUUUAAGGUCCAGGGUCAGUACAUAUUGACAAUUCGAGCAACAGAUUCUCAAGGACUGUUUGACACAGCAGAGGUUGUAAUAAAAGUACUUGACACCAAUCAGAAUAGACCAGAAUUUCAGGGGACACCAUACACAUUUCAGGUUGAUGAAAAUACUGAAGUUGGUACCUCAGUGUACAAGGUCUUAGCUUUAGACAAAGACAGUGGUGAAAAUGCUAGAAUUUCAUAUCAGCUUCAUGAUACAACAAACUUUGCCAUAGAUGCCAAUACUGGGGUUAUAACCACCAGGGUAACCCUAGACCGUGAAGUAAUGCAGGGUACAACAUUUGUUGUCACAGCUAGCGAUCAUGGAAUACCUGCUCUCACAGCCACAACAGAUAUUCAAGUACACAUCGGAGAUGUCAAUGAUAACGCACCAAUAUUUAACAAGAUUUCUUACAUUGCUGCUGUUAGGGAAGAUGUCACUGUCGGGACUCUAGUGGUUGAAAUUUCAGCAAGUGACAAAGAUAUUGAUCAAAAUGCUAAGAUUCUUUAUACCUUUGAUAAUGGCAACAGUGGCAAUGGAGAUUUUGAAAUUGAUGGUGGAUCUGGAAAAAUUAGAACUGCCAAACUCUUGGAUCGUGAAGUUGUUCCAGUUUAUCAUUUAAAGGCAUUUGCAAAAGAUCUUGGUGUACCAUCUCAAUCAACUGCUGUAAAUAUAACCAUCAAUGUCCAGGAUGUCAACGAUAAUAGUCCAGACUUUGGUCAACAAGAGAAAGAAAUAUAUGUUCCAGAAAAUACUCCCAUCAAAACUGUUAUUGAUUAUUUUUCUGCGAGUGACCCUGAUGAAGGAGCUAAUGCUAUAGUUGAAUAUGAAAUUCAAAACACAUUGGAUUUUAAAUUCUUUGAAUUGGAUUAUAAACAUGGUGAGCAAGCAAAGCUGAAAAACUUAAUAAAGUUUGAUUAUGAAUCUAACCGAAAACGCUAUCAAAUUGAAGUGCUUGCUACAUCUACACCUUUUUUUAGUCGAUUGAAGAUUAAUAUAAAUGUACAGGAUGUCAAUGACAACAAACCAGUACUAAAAGACUUCUCGAUAAUCUUCAACAAUUAUGACGAAAAGUUUAUAACUGGAGUUAUUGGUCGUAUACCAGCCUAUGAUCCAGAUGAAUCGGACCGAAAUAAAUUGGUGUAUAAUUUCACACUGGGAAAUGAAGCAAAUUUUCUACAUCUUAACAGUACUACAGGGGAGAUAACUCUGGAUGAUCGUUUAAAUUCUGAUAUUCCAAGGAAUGGUACCCUUAAAGUCAAAGUUUCUGAUGGACUCAAUGAGGCAAAAGCAACAUGUUAUUUGUAUGUUAGAUAUGUUUCCAUGGAAAUGCUACAGAAUAGUGUAACUAUCCGACUCAGCAAUAUGACAAUAGCAGCAUUCAUGUCACCAUUGUAUGAUUUCUUCGUUGAUGCCUUGGCCAACAUUUUAAAGACGGAGGAUAGAUUUUUAUAUGUAAUAAAUAUUGAGAAUGAUACAGAUGUAAAAAGUCAAGUGUUGAAUGUUAGUGUGUCUGUUAAGAAGAAUGAUGGAUCAUUCUACAAUGCUGAAUACAUACAAGAACAAAUCUAUAUUCACAGAGUAAUACUAGCUGAACUCUCUACAUUAGAGGUUCUACCUUUUGAUGAUAAUGAGUGCUUGGUAGAGAUGUGUCCCUACUUUGACAACUGUAUAUCUAGUCUAUCCUAUGGAAGUGCAGAACCCUUUGUUAGUUCAGAUAUGAUGUUGUUCAGGCCUAUACGACCAGGAAAUGGAUAUAAAUGUGUUUGUCCAUUAGGGUUUGCAGGUAACAGCUCAGCUUUUUGUAGUUUGGAAGUGGACUUAUGUUAUAGCAACCCUUGUAGAAACAAUGGCCAGUGUAUAAGAAAAGAAGGAGGCUUCACAUGCAAAUGUGCACAGAACUUUGCAGGAAAAUUUUGUGAGAUCAAUACCAAAGAAAAAUUUGAUGUAACAAAUUGUCCAAAUGACCUGUGUCAGAAUUCUUUCCCAUGUGUACCUCUCAUCAAUGGUGGAUUUAGAUGUGACGGCUGCCAGCAAAUACAUUACAAUGAAUUCUGUCAACUGACAACUCGAAGGUUCACCAAAGGAUCUUAUCUGACAUUUCCAUCGUUGAAAUCCAGGAACCGAUUUAAGAUAGAAUUAAGAUUUGCUACACAAGCUAAGAAUGCCUUGCUCUUCUACAAUGGACGUUUCAAUGAAAAGCAUGACUACAUUGCCCUGGAGAUAAUUGAUGAACAAGUCCAGUUCUCUUUCUCACUUGGCAAUAAUACAAUCAUAGUGAACACUAACGUCCAAGGUGGUGUCAGUAAUGGUGAAUGGACAUGGGUCAGUGUGGACUACUUAAACAGAACUGCCACAUUAACAGUAGGUGAAGAUUGUGAUACAGCAAUAACUGUCAAAUAUGGACACAGAUUAUCAUCAACAUAUAGAUGUGCUGCAGAAGGAAAAUCAGUACUCCCUACCAUUUGUGACAACCCAUCUGAAAGUUGUUUCAGACUGUUUGACCUGACUGGUCCCCUGCAGAUUGGUGGCUUACCCAAGUUACCAGCCCAGUUUCAGAUACAAACCAAAGAUUUUGACGGAUGUAUUAAAGACUUCUACUUAGACAAUGCACUACUAGAUUUGAACCAGUCUGUAGCUAGUGUUGGUACAUCACCUGGGUGUGAUUCUAAGAAACACUUUUGUAUUGGAGAUCCUUGCAAGAAUGGAGGAACUUGUUAUGAAGGAUGGGGGACAUAUAUAUGUCAGUGUGGACCAAACAAAAAAGGCAAAGACUGCACUGUUGACAUAUCUGAGGGACCAAGGCGACUUGAAGGAACUGGAUACUUGUCUUACCAACCUUCUUCACUUCCAAGUCCUACCAUUUAUUUGGACUGGCAUAAUGGUAUUUCUUUCCGUACACGUAGUACCAAUGGUGUACUCAUGCAUAUAGUGAUAACUGGUGGAAUAUCUGUUCUCAUGCAGUUGGAAGAUGGUUACAUCCACUAUAAUUAUACAGACAGUAAUGGUAAUGUUGGAUUCGUAUUUGAUCAUGUCAAGGUCAAUGAUGGUUCAUGGCAUUAUUUUGAAGUUCGCUGGCUCAAAGUUUCAUCAGAACUGAUACAGAUCUUAGACUACGGCCAUUGGACAAAGACCUUUACAAUCCAGUCCACCAUAGCAGGUAAACAGAUCCAGCAAGUGAUUGUUGGUGGCCAGAGACAGGGAACAGGACCAGUCAUCAAUCAGUUUACAGGUUGUGUUCAGAAUGCCCUGGUAGGAAACAAUGGUUAUACAGGUCUGACUAAACCUGAUGUACACCAAGCACGUGAAGGAUGUGUUGUUGACAAUCCAUGUUCCAAGAACCCAUGUAGUAAUGGAGCAACUUGUGUAGAUGAGUGGGAACAAUAUUCUUGUAAAUGCCCACCAGGUACUAUUGGACCAAAUUGUCAGGAUAUCUGCCAGAAUUACAAUCCUUGUGAAAACUUUGCAUUCUGUAGAAGUCCUUCACAAAAUUUGUAUGGUUACCAUUGUGAAUGUGGGGAAUUACAGAGUGGACAGUAUUGUGAUGAAGUUCUCUUACAACCAUGCCCAGACAACUGGUACGGCUUUCCAAUCUGUGGACCAUGUAAUUGUCCCGAGGACAAAGGAUUCUCUGGUCACUGUGGCACUACGAAGAGAGAGUGUAGAUGCAAGUCUAACCAUUAUCGCCCAGUUGGAAGUGAUAGAUGUUUCCCAUGUGACUGUUACAUGAAGGGUGCCAUUAAUGACACGUGUCAUCCUGUGACAGGCCAAUGUCCUUGUAUGGAAUCUGUGAUUGGUCGACAGUGUAAUCAGUGUGAAAGUCCUUAUGCUGGUAUCACUUUACAAGAAAAAGAAAAAGGCUGUACAGUGGUAUAUGAUGUCUGUCCCAGAAACUAUCUAGGAGGUGUAUGGUGGGAUGGUACACAGCAUGGAUAUGUCAGAAUCAGAGACUGUCCACAUGGAGGAAAAGGUGAUGCUAAAAGAAACUGCAGCCAUGAGACAAGGCUUUGGGAUGAACCAGACUUUACUAACUGUACCAGUUCAGGCUUGACCAAAUUAUUGGAACAGAUUAGACUGAUAGAAGAAGGAAAGUUAAAACUGAAUCCAUUUGUAGCCAAGACCACUAUGAAAACAUUAGCUGAGUCACUACAAGCUGCACAAAUAUUGUUUGGUCAGGAUCUAGAUAUCACUUACAGAAUCAUAAUGACUUUAUUGGACUAUGAACUUAAACAGACAGGCAUGAAUCUUACAUCAGAGCAAGAUGGGAAAUAUGUUCAGAAUUUACUAGAUGCUUUGAGUGUUAUUUUGGAUCCACAAUACAGUGAGGAUUGGAAGAGACUGCAAACAUCAGAUGUCCUCCUCCAGAAAUUAGAAACUUACACUGAAAAGUUACUGACAACUUUAGAUGAGCUACAUAAAAUUCCAUAUAGCGUUGUAUCUGCUCGCGUUGUGCUAAUGAUGGAUACUGUGAAUAAAAGUAACUUCAGCUCCUUGGAAAUUCCCAAAUUUGAUAAUAUUGUACAGAAGUCAACUUAUGAUGAUGAAACACAUGUAGAUCUACCUAGUGCUGUCCUGUUUUCAGAACAGUCUGUUGCAGCUGAGGAGAAUCCUGCACUGAUAUCCCAGAUAUUUGAAAACAGACAUGUGCCGCAGUCUCAUAUUGCAUUUGUAAUGUACAAGACUCUGGGGAACUUGUUACCCAACAGAUACCAGGAGGAUGUAAGAAUUGUCAGUGAUAGACCAGUCAACCUAAAUGCUCCAUUAGUGACAAUUAAGAUACGGGAUCAAGGACAGAUACACAGUGGUGGGUUAAAACAACCUAUCAAACUCACUUUCAAACAAGCUGUCAACAAAAAUCGCACAGAUCCUCAGUGUGUUUUCUGGCAGUUUAACGGAGGGGGUCAGUGGUCAAACCAGGGUUGCUCAGUUGAUAGCAGAUACGAACUAGAUGUCAAAGAGGUUAAUCCAGAAGACCCUACAGAUGUCAAAGUCAUCAAACAGAUGUAUGUAGUCUGCUCCUGUAAUCACAUGACCAGUUUUGGAUUAAUGAUGGAUGAAGCUGAAAAAGAGUAUGUUGCAGAAGGAGCUGUGUCAUUAGAAGUGGUCUGUUUUGUUGGUGUUGGACUGUCAAUGAUCGCUCUGUUAGUGACAUUUAUCAUUCUUGUGUCAUUCAAACAUAUACAGUGUAAUUCUAACACCAUCCUCAUCAACCUAGUGUUUGUUAUCUUCCUCGCAGAACUGGCAUUUAUUGUCGGGGUGUAUAGAGUAGAAUCUAAGCAACAUGUAUGGUGUAAACUGGUAGCCAUUGCUCUUCAUUUCUUCCAUCUGUCAGCAUUUUCCUGGUUGUUUGUUGAAAUGCUCCACCUUUACAGAAGACUUGUGGAGAUUAGAGAAAUUAAUUAUGGUGCAAUGAAAUUUUAUUAUCUCAUUGGUUAUGUUGUACCAGGAAUUGUGGUUGGAUUUUCUGUUGGGUUAUACACUGAUGCUUAUGGUACAUCUCAAUUCUGUUGGUUAGACAUCACACAGCCAUUUAUAUGGACAUUUGCUGGACCUGUCAUGGUUGGUGCUCUGAGCUGUAUUGUUGUUACAAUCUUGGGAUUCCAUGCAACUACAAGAGAAAAGGUUCAUGUCUCAAAUAUUUCAUCUCACAGAUGUAGAAUAUUAUGUGGAGUUUUUCUGCUGUUGUUACUAGGAUUAAACUGGAUAAUAGGACUUUUGUCAGUUAACUAUGAUUCUACUGCCCUGUACUAUGUCUAUGCUGUAGUAGUAAUGGCUCAGGGAUUGUUCAUGCUCUUAGCAUAUGUUAUAGGGGACACAAAGGUCAGAAGUCAAGUAAGACGACAGUGGCUCAAAUGUCAAGGUAGAAACAUAAAGUCAGAAGAAAAUCUGGUUGGAAAAGGUGUUCCUGUUUCUAGGUCAGCUUUAGCCUACAGAAAUGAUGCAUCAUAUGAGGGCAAUAUAAACAGAAUCAGUGUUGGUAUAACAGCCUCCUCCACUACUAGUCGUUCUACCAGUAAAAAUAGUGGAGGUUUAUUUAAAGGUGAAGAUUACCUCUGUAGUACUACCUCCACAUCAGGACACGUCCCGGGAUCAAUGUAUCCUAACAAAAAAACAGCAUUGACACCAUAUGCUUAUGAUACAAAGGCUUACAUGGAGAAAAGACCGAAGGAACAAGAAAUUGAUGAAACUGGAAGAGUAAAACAUCCAAAUGAUUCAGAUUCUGACAGUGAUGCAUCCGAAGGAAACAUUAGUUUAGAGUUAGCAUCAAGUCAUUCAUCAGAUGAAGAUGACGAUGAUGAUAACAUUACCUCAUGGGAAAAACAAAUGUCUAAAAAUAAAAUUGUUGAAGAUGCCAAAGAACAAAUAAGGAAAAAGAAAAGAGAGAAAGAAGAUGCAGAUAAACAAAUACCAGUAAUAGAUAAUGCACAGAUGUUUAAUAAUAACCCACAGUUUAACCAUUGGCCAGGAGAUCCACAUCUGGCCAAUCACCAGAUAAACGAGUCAGACUUCCGUCCAUCUGACCAGUACAGUAUACAACACACGAUGUCCAGUGUUCCACCAGAUGUCACUUUACAUGCUCAGGAAUUCCAAGGUAACAGGGACUAUAUUAUACCUCCUACUCGAAUGGACAGUUUAUUGAAUGACUCCAGCAGUAUUAGUAAAGUAUCCUCUGUCAUGGCCAAUCUGCCAUCAGAACGAGUCAAAGUUCAAGUGCUAACUCACAAUGGCAGUAUAUCAUCUGACUCUGAAUGCAGCAAUGAGACCACAGUAUAACAGUUAAAAGAGACUAAAUGCCAAAUCAAGUGUCAUAAACAUUGAUCUCAAAUGAUUCUUUUAUUCAUUCCCAUUUCAAAUGAAAUCUUCUCAUAUUGAUCAUUCCAUAUUUAAUGCUCAUUUGGAUGGAAAUCCAGUUUCAAGUGUUUUUCAUUUCUUUGCUCUCUACUGCCUUUGUGAGAGCAGCAUAAUAUCUGGUGCUCCUUAUCAUUUAUUUUCCCAGUAAUACAUAUCAUUCAUAAAAAUACAUAUUCAAUUUUACAGAAAUGAAAUGUGAUAGAAUUUUUUUUUUUAUUUUGUCCUUAUACAAACCUGUGAGAUAGAUUGACAGGUUGAUCCUUGAAAUCCUUUGAUAAAAAUCCAGAAUUGAUGUGCUAUGUUUUUUUAGAUAUACUUUUAUCUCAAUGAUCUCUUUUACAAUUUAUACUUACAAAGGGUCAGAGUAUUGUAAUUCUUUCAUAUAAACUACAAAUGCACUUCUCCAAAAGGAACAAUUUAGAUAUUUCUGCAAAGAAUAUUUUCUUUCCAUCCACAAAGAAGUAAAUAAUGGUAGUUGUUCUUCCUUUAGAUUGAUAUUUUUACAUCCAUUUCAUCAUAUUUUUUUUAAAUGAUUCAAACUAAGUAUCUUGUGUUGUUAUUUUAUAUUGUACUUGAAUACCACUGGCAAUAAGUAACAAGUGGAUAAUUGGAAGUCUGUGAUUUAUAUAUAUUAAAGGUUGUGUAUAAAUGUAAUGUAUGUGUAUAUUGGAGAAUGUGUGAAUGAAUGAUGUAAAAGAAAAUAAAUUGAGUGAUAUUUUUGAAUGUGAUAUUUAAUGUGAAAUGUAAAUUUUUUAUAUAUAUGAUUUUUGCUUUGUAUAAGGACUCGUCUUUAUAUGAGCUGCCUUUUAUACAAAAUACUUCAAAAGUAAUAAAAAUAAUAAUAUGUA